AUGAAUGGCAACGAUGUUUCUACUGGAGAGCCAGCAACUUCAAAAUGUUUAAAUAAAAGGAAUGCUAAUGAUCAUCAAUGGCAAUACUUCCCUAAUACUGGUUUAAGUUUUGAAAGUUGUAAACCUUGGCACAUUGGAAAUGGUAUUAUUCUAAAUGAUCAUUUGACGAAUGGUCUUGAAUACUAUGAUGAUAUUAUUUUCCAAAGUUUAUGCUAUGAUGGGAGUCCCAUAUACAAUUCGAUGAGGUUGAGUGCAUUUCAAGCUCCAUACUUGCCAAAAGUUCAGCAUGAUUGGAAGAAGUAUACUACCUCAGAUAUAGGUGGUUUUGAAAAUGGUAAAUUCUCUUCUGCUAUUUAUCCAUUGAUUUAUUCUUUGACAUCUAAUGUCAUGAUUACAGUUUUCUUCACAAUUUCUGUGUUUGUUAGUUUAACAGGCUCAAAGGCAAGAAAGGGUACAAUGCUAUUAAAAAUUGCAUGUGUAUUAGCUACCAUUAAUAUGACAAUAUUUUUAGCUAGAUCUAUUUCAUCUUUGAAACUACAGCAUGAAAAGCAUAGUACAGCAGGCACGUCAGAUAUUCUCCACCUAUUACAGACAGACAAAACUUAUGUUUCUUUGGAAUUCAUCUCCACCUUUUUUUUAAAUGUUUGCCAAGUAUUUAAUAUUGAAAAUAUUUUCAUUAGAAGACAGGAACGAAAAAUUAUCUUUUAUUGUGGACUUCUAUUUGUCAUGUGUUCAAAUAUUCUUUGGGCUAUAUGUUGUUUUAUUAGCGUAAGCACAACAAGAUACGAUAAAUUGUUAGUCAUAUUAACCCCAUUUGUAUACUUGUUUCGAAUAGCAUUAUCCAGUACAUAUGCUUGCUUCAUUAUAUCGUAUGGUAUGAGUGAAAGAUGUUUAAUAUUUGCCUCAUUUGAUAUGGCUUUUUUAACUUUUGUUGCGUUUUGCUUAAUAUUAUUACAGCCUACCUUAUUUAUUGUUGAUGUUUCAGACGUUUUUUCAAAUGGUAUUGGUGAUAUGUUCAAUACAACGUGUUAUAUAGGUUCAACAAUUAUUGUUUGGGAGUGGAUGGAUAGAAUGUCAUUAUUCAAGUGGAAAAAACAGGCUCAAAGCAUAUUAGGAAGGCCUAUUUAUGAAGAUGAACAGGUACAUUAUAAUUUUGCCAGAUACGCUUUAAAAGUUCAAGAUGCCCUACUACGAAAUUCUAACAAAGAUGAAAUCCAAAGUUUGGAAAACCAAGAUGAUGACAAUAUUGAUGCUAAUCAUAUUCGUUCUUCUGUAUCUGAACUUGAAGAAGGAAGAUCGUGUGAUCAACCUAGUCUGGAUGAAGAACUUGGAUAUUGUAAUAAUAAAGAAAAGAGUUCACAGUCAAAGAAAAGAAAAAGAAAGAAAAAUGCGAAAGAAAAACUUCAAAACUUUCUUUCAAGACAAAAUUCAAAAAAUCUUGAUGUUCCAACCACUUCAAAAAAUCACAAUUCUCAAAUGUCUCUAUUAGUGAGAAAAAUAUCAAGCCGACAUAAAGUAAAAUAUAAUAGUGAUAUUAUUGAAAUGAUAUCGUUACCAUCUUCUAGUUUAUCAGCAACUUCAACAAAUAGUACUAUGACUAUAUCUAAUGGUACAACAUCCACAAGCAAUAAUAUUCGUUACCGAAAUAAUUAUUUUGAUCAGCAAAGUAUUAAUCAAAUUCAAUUCGAAAAUAGAGAGCCUCUUGUAGAUGUAAUCUCGUCAGGCCUGUCUAAUUGGUUUUAUAAAACGAGACAGUCGACAAAGGAAUUUUUACAGAGAAAUUCUAAAACUAUACUUUCCAAAUUUUCCACAAAUGUUGAAGUAGCAGAGAAGAGAAAUUUAGUUAAAAAAAGAAUUGGCUUAGAAAAAUCAGAUGCAGUCUAUGUAUAUAGGACCAAAAAUAUUGAUUUUUAUGAUAGAAUUAGCCAAGACUGUGAGCAAUACGAACUUGGGACUGAAAGUAUUGAUAAGCAUGUAACACAAAGUAGCAUGGGAGCGGUGUCCUCACCAACAACUGAUAUCGAAGAAAAUUAA
Molecule: messenger RNA, 2034 nt
Organism: Henningerozyma blattae CBS 6284
Lineage: Eukaryota; Fungi; Ascomycota; Saccharomycetes; Saccharomycetales; Saccharomycetaceae
Gene: RIM21
Product: Rim21p
Exons: 1
Coding region: 1-2034 (677 amino acids)
Biological process (GO): cellular response to pH
Cellular component (GO): plasma membrane
Source: RefSeq, a predicted model, not a curated record